AUGGAGGCGGCAAUCAGGUGGUCACCGCACUCGACGCAGGCCGAUCCUCGGUUUAUAAUCAUCGAUAUUGCAAGCAAUCGACUACGUCUGUGUCAGAUUGAUGAGUUCAGUAAGAGCAAGGUCAAUUACAAACAAAUAUGUAUCCGCGACAAGCUGCCAAACUACACGGCCUUUGACUGGUCGAAGAAAGACCCAAAUUUGGUUGCGAUAGGAUCAACUUCUGGAGAGGCUACCCUCGUUGCACUUGACCCAGACAAGCCUGACAGCGACUACAUCCACUCUUUCUCCAUACGACACCAAAGAAAAUGCAACGCAAUUGCCUUUAGCUCGAAGAACCUCUUGGCAGCUGGUCUAGACAGAGUGCGCAAUGAUGUUUGCCUCAACAUCUACGAUAUGAAUGAUUCACGAGUCACGGCCAAGGAUGAUCCUUACAAGAAACUGGCAAGCUCGGAGGCCGUUUCGAGUAUCAAGUUCUUUGAUAGGCAACCAGAAAUGCUCGUCGCUGGUGUGUCGAGGCAAUAUGUGCGCAUCUACGAUUUGAGAGACUCGAGUACAACAGGCAUUGCACAGUUUCAGACGCGCCAAGUACAUAACAUUGCCAUAGAUCCCAUGGACGAGAAUUACUUUUUGUCAGCGGGCUCGGCAGGCGAUCCAACUGUGACAGUAUGGGAUGCACGUUUUGUCAAGCAGCGUGCAACUUCUGGUGACAGUACGAGCAGCGGCGCCGUCUUAGACUUCAAGCCUAUCGUAGACAACUCGCAAUCCGCAUCAAUAUGGAGUCUUCGGUAUUCUGGAACCAAGAGAGCGACGUUCGGUGUGCUUGCCAAUACUGGCGAAUUUAAAGUCAUUGAACUUGCUCAGCACUCUCACCAGCCCACAGAAACUGCAGAUACUCCAUUUGCACGUGCAUGGGCGUCUCCUUACUACACUAAAACAAUGCAUCACCUGCGGUACCCAGCGCAUGGCAAGGAGUAUCGGCAAAGUAACAAACAACGUAUAGUAGCGUACGAUUUUAUGAGUGUUGGCAGCCCACUUGAAGGACAAUGUGCACUGGGUCUUCAUUCCAACCGCGAAGUUGAAGUGCUCAAAGUACCAUUAUCACCUCCACGACUCAACGUUAGUGCUUUCGAGGAGAUUUACAAAGAUCGCACUUGCAUUGCCAAGGCGACUCCACCAAAUGGCACAGUCGCGGAAGAUAUGAUUGCAUUGCAGAAACGAGCGCUGCGCGAAAAGCAGAGAAGCGAUGCUGGAAACGAAGCAGAUCUAUCAGCGAGCAUAGACAGUUUACAGAUAAGUGCUAGCCAACCGGAGCUCCCUCGACUUGAAGAGGGACUCGACGUCAAACUUCCACUUUCAGAUUUCCUCGCUAUACUCCAAGUACCCAAAAGGCGAGUGCAGGAGGGUUACUCGCUCAACUGCGCUAAGAACAAAGCGGUCGUUGCCAACAACCCGCUCCUAGUCGAUGCAUGGACAUUAGUGGAAAGAAUGGAUGCCCAUGCUUCAGGAGACGGUAUGGUAGGCAACGGACUUGACCUGAAGUACCUCGGUGUAAGCUCGAUAUGGGCCAACGAACUGACAAUGUACGACGAACGACUGAUCGACCCGGACGCAAAAACAAGCCAAGAAAUGUUCCACGAUGCGGUGAAGGAGAUUGUCGAAGCAAUGGAAUUACCUCCUUUCCAAGGCGUAUCCACUGAAUACCCAGAGAACCGCCAACUCUGCCUCAGUCUUUGCGGUUGGUCAUUGGAAGAAUCCGGCGUCCAAAAGACAUGCAACGAUCUCGUUUCCGCCGGCGAAAUCUACAAAGCCAUUGUCCUCGCCGUCUUCCAGGGCUACAAAGACAUUGCCCUGGCACUCCUCCGUAGCACACUUACCGCGAAAAAGCUUCCAAAAGACGACAUCAGCCUCGCAGCCGUCAUAGCCUGCGCCUCACCCUCCUCGGGCGUCUCAGCCGACCAACGCGAAGCCUGCGCCUGGAUGGCUGACAUGACACCAAACCCGUAUCUCAAAUCCCUCCUAACCUACUUCAUAACCGGUGACUGGACCAGCGUAGUCCAUAUGCCGCAAAUCUCGCUCCACGACCGUGUCGCCGUAGCCCUAAAAUACCUCCCAGACUCGUCCCUCUCCACCUUCCUCACCUCCGCUACAAACACCGCCAUCCGCACGGGUGACAUAUCCGGGCUCCUCCUCACAGGUCUCACUGCGCGCUCCCUCGACCUCCUCACCGUCCACAUAUCCCAGCAACCCAGCUCGGGCUUGCAAAACGCAGUUUUGCUACUAAGCCGUGCUUGUCCCCUAUACAUCCAAGACCCGCGCUGGACGCUCUGGAAAGACACAUACCUCGAGCACCUCCAAACCUACCGCACCUUCCUCGAACGCACCCGCUACAUAAAAGAACACAACCAACUCUCCGUCACGCGCGAAGGCCGCAGCGUAAACAAACCCCAACAACCCAGCCUCACAAUCCGCUGUCUAAACUGCCAACAAAACCUCGCACUAAGAAAAGAUGCAAAAACAGCAAAAGGGCGUUUACUCCCUACUUUCACCUCUACACCCGCUGCCUCCUCAACACCCGGUCUCCACUGCCCCAAUUGCUCCGCCCAAAUGCCGCGUUGUGCCCUCUGCAUGUUGUGGCUCGGUACCCCGGAUCCAGCCCGCCAGGGAGGCUACGAGACGCUCAAGGGAGAGGAUCGAGAGGCGAGGCUCAUGGUUUUUUGUAUGAGUUGUACGCAUGGAUUUCAUGGCCAUCAUGCUAGGGAUUGGUUUGCGAGACAUGCUAUGUGUCCUGUGCCGGAUUGUGGGUGUAUGUGUGGGUUGAUGAGGUGA
Messenger RNA from Bipolaris victoriae FI3, 2826 nucleotides. RefSeq lists its product as hypothetical. NCBI's taxonomy places the organism in Eukaryota, Fungi, Ascomycota, Dothideomycetes, Pleosporales, Pleosporaceae. The transcript has 3 exons. Gene Ontology annotation, molecular function: protein binding. The record is from RefSeq and is a predicted model, not a curated record. Gene Ontology annotation, cellular component: cytoplasm. Gene Ontology annotation, biological process: positive regulation of TORC1 signaling. The coding region runs from base 1 to 2826 and encodes 941 amino acids.